UAUAUGGCAGAAUGACCGUAACCCAUCAUUUGCCUUUUGCAUUUUAUCCGAUUAUCUGGUAACAAAAAUUGGUUGUAAAUACAAGCAUACAGACGGUCGGGUGGUUAUUUUUCAUUUUUGGGCUGGCAGAAGAAAGUUUAAACUGCGGUAAAGCGACCACCGCGUCUGAGACGAGGACGUGACCGAGCCCACGGAGGAGGAGCGCCGUGUCGCGUGGACAGCACCGUGGCACCGUGAGUUCCAGUUCACGGAGCAACAACGAACCAACACGGAAACACUUCAAAUGUUCUGAAAAUAUUAUUACUGGAAAUAAUACCUGAGACAACAUUGAUAUUUUGAUGUAACUUUUGUGGGAAAUUGUGAAGCCAAGAACAUCGUCUGCACAGCUGUUAAGGAGAUGAGCACCAAAAGGAAAGCAGAGUGUCAUUUAAGGGCAGUAAACGGAGUGUACAUGACAAAGACUGGAGACCACUGGGUUGACUCGGAGAGAGAUUCUGGAUUCUCAGAUGAAAGCUCAGAGUAUAUGAGCACAGUAGAUGCUGCAGAUGCCGAGAAUUCACCCCGAUCUGUUGCACAGCAAAGGCCGCACCACUCUGGCUCCGAGCCCCAGUCGUGUCCGGUGGCCAUGGUGGGAGGAUCCUACACUGGACUCUCUCCGAUGAUCAUCAUGAACAAUGUUGUUCUGAAGCAGCAUGGAGAAAGUCCUCCUGCUCUCAAACCGUGGGGGUUUAGUCCCAGAAUGGAGGUGGUUCAGAAGCCUCAAGUCGUCUUCCUCCAGCAUGUGGUCUCUCCUCACGCAUCUCCUGCUCCUAAAGAUGCCUCCUCACGACACAGGCACUCGAAGAAGUAUCUUCCAAUCCUGAAAUCGUACCCCAAAAUAGCACCGCAUCCCAGAAACACCUCGAGUUUGUCAGGUAGAGGCACUGAUUCCACAUCGUCCUCAGGGUCAGAGACAGGCACCCACCAGGAAUACUAUCACCCAGAGAAGCAACAGAGAGUUAAUUCGGGGUCAUCUACUCCCAGUGUUCCUGUUCCCCCCAGCUCCAAUUCUCCAAGGCUACAGAACAGACUGUCUGUCUCCUCAAGAGAAACCAGCAGUAGUUCUGGCAAGGAGAAUCAAUCAGAGUUUACCUCCUCGUCAUCUUUCAGCCUCUCAAAGUACACCAGUGGCUCAACUGCAAACCAGGCAAACUGUGUUUCUCGAGCCAGUAGCCCAGGAGUAUGUAGCCACGGCGACAGCGAAGCUGAUACGAGGAGGAAGCGCUUCUGUAACACUUACAACAUCCUGAGCAAAUCCGGCCUGCUGGACAUCACACUCCAAACCAAGGAGCUCCUCAGGCAGAACCGGCGCUCUCAGAAUGACCUGGACCGGCUGAAAGAACACACAGAGCUCUUCUUCCAGGCUCUGCAGAGCGGUGACGCCAGCAUGUGUGUGAAGCUCCAGGACAGCCUUCAGGAGGAAAACGAGGAGAGAGGGGCCCGUCUAUAAGUCCUAAAUGCAGAUUAGGCCCCAGCCUUUAAUCUUUUAGACUGACAUAGAAAGGAAGCGAGGCUUGGAGCACAGAGAGUCGAGGACAGAUGGACUGAAAAUAAUGUGCUCCACAAUUCACAACACACACACAGACACACACACACACAUAGUUUGCCGUGGCCUACAUUUCGGCUGCUGUGUGCCUUCGAGCUGUGACACACCAGGUUGACCUCAAAGAACCCUUGCUGGGAAUGUGCAGCUGAUAGAUGUUUUGUGUUGCCUCAUCUCCCUUCAUCCUCCUUAUCGGUUCAAACUCGGCAAAGUACAAAUACUAAAAGUCAAAUUUAAAAAAAAUAAAAUAAUUGCCUAAUACCAGUACAAAUUGUCAUUUUGCUUCAGAGUUUUGUUUAUUGGUCCAAAAAGAAGUUGCAAAAGCAAAUUUAAGAGCAAAACAUGAGCUGCUUCAUGAUUGUCUCAACUUUCUUUCUGCUAUUGUAAAUUGUUUAGAAUCAACUUUCAGGUGCAUCAUCCCUUCAGAUGGGUACCAAUAAGCUUUACCGCUGCAUCCAGACUGUCAGACAGUCUUGAUGCAUCCUGUGUGGUUCCCGCAGGUGUUGCCCAAGUCCCGUCUGCAGUUCAAAGAUCCCAUAAACUACCGAACGGACAGCACCGGUCAGGCGUUGGCUCGGUGUGUCACAGCUCGCCCUUUAACCUGUCUCCAGGUCUUCCACAGCAGUUGCUUCUCUGCUGCAUGCAAGGCACCUCUGCAAACCCCUUUUCUUUUCCAUCAGUCACAUCUAAAAGCCCUGUAAGAUAGCAAACUGGUACGUUACGUCUUUAUCAGAAAUGAACAUCAACAUAUAAAUCACCACGACAGCAAGGUGUCUCAUUAAAAACUGACACUUGCAAUUUCAGACGAUAGUAAAUCACUUACGGCAUGUUGUACAUAUAUGAAAACAAACCAUGGAGCAGAUUGUCCAGUAAUGUAAAUAAUCCAUUUACUUCAUGCUGUUAUCACUGUGUGAUGGUUCUGAUUAAGUUAAAAAAAAAAAAAAUUGUGAUGUGUUCCAAGCCAUCAGCGUCUUUCAACUAGAGGAGUGUGUGCCUAAAGCCACCCUUUAGUUUUUGCUGCACUUGGGAACUUCUGCUUUAAGUUUUCACUUGGAGCAAAACUCUACUCAUUUUUUUUUCCAGAUUAUUCCCAGAUAAAUGUCGCAGCGGAAAGAAAGAGUGCUUCCUUUAACUUGAUAUGUUGUCAAUGCCUUGUCUGCAAGAGUGUUGUUUUUUAUUUAUUUACUUAAUGCUUAGACACAAAUUGAGGUAACAACUUCAUUUUUAUCAUCUUUUAAGAUGUGAAGAUUUAUAACUUUUCUUACUGUUGUAAGUGAACAUUUGGUCAUCCCUUGGAAGAUUUGAUGUUUUAAAUGUUAUCAUAUGAAAAGGGGGAAUAGGAAAAUAGGCCCCAGUCAUGCUCUUUAACCCCAAAGUGAAAUCAAAUAUCAAAAUAAAUAAAAUACUACUUCAUAUUGUUCUAUCCUAAUUUCAGUGGUUUCUGAUUUGGGAAUAUUCUUGUAUCCACUCCUCUGUUCAGUGGUGGAUACAAGAAAGCAAAUCAGUCUUGUGAAAGGGUUUGUGUCCAUUAUUAUUCCCUAUUUUUAUUAGAGUGAAGCCCCAAGUUUAUUGUUUUGGUAAUAUAUAAAAUAAUCUGAUUUGCACUUUAACAUACACGUCUACAAGUAUAAAUCAGUUUUUGUUAUGGAAUCUUGGGCAGACAAAACAAAAAUAUUUAAAGAUAUCCAAAGUAACAAGCAGGUUAAUCUAAAAAAAAAAAAAAAAGCGAUCUGUUGUAACAGAUCUGUCUGACCUGAAUGCAAACUUUUCUCCUUGAGGUCAACUUGUGGUGUUUUUAUUGACAAGGACCAGUAGCUGUACUAAUCUUCCAGCAAUGUAACAUUUUCUUCCACAUUACAAAAUCCAGCUUGACGGACAGUAUGGCUCGUAUUUGUUUCGUGUGUGUAAUUUGGCUUUAAUAGUCGAAUGUACAAGAUGUUUGCACUAAAACAGUCAGAAAUGCUCUGAAGCAGCUUCUGAGCAGACCUUCAUGGCAGCUUGUUUGAAACAGAGUGCAAGUGUCUUUGUAAAAUUAUUCAGAGUGUGCAGUGUGGAGCCAUGAGCACAUUUCCAGUGUUUCCACACUAACACGGUUCGUGAAUUGUAAUGUAAUUUUUUUUUCAGUCUAUUUAGUGUUAAUAACUUCAUGUGUAUUAAAUGUUUUAGAAAU
Molecule: messenger RNA, 3752 nt
Organism: Thalassophryne amazonica
Lineage: Eukaryota; Metazoa; Chordata; Actinopteri; Batrachoidiformes; Batrachoididae
Gene: cipcb
Product: CLOCK-interacting pacemaker b
Exons: 4
Coding region: 398-1489 (363 amino acids)
Biological process (GO): negative regulation of circadian rhythm; negative regulation of DNA-templated transcription
Cellular component (GO): nucleus
Source: RefSeq, a predicted model, not a curated record